AUGAAUGAAUGCUUGAAAGUACAAAAACCAGAUGAUGUAUGCAUGAAAUAUGCAAUUAUAUCACACAAUAUCGAUUUUGUCACAUUUUUGAUGAAUGAACAUAACAAAAAAAUUGAUUUAGAAUUGUGUUCUCAAUACAAUAAUCUUCAAUCAUUUUUAGUUUACUUGGAUCAAACAAAUGACAUCAACACAUGUUUUGUUUAUUCUCCGAAUUUCCAUCUUUCAUCAGUUUUAGGAUAUUUUAUUUCAAAUGGCGCAGAUAUCAAUGCUAAAACUAAAAAUGGAUGUACCCCUCUUCAUUAUGCAGCCAAUAACAAUAGUAAAGAAACAGCCGAAAUUCUUAUUUCAAAUGAUGCAGAUAUCAAUGCUAAAACUAAAAAUGGAUGUACCCCUCUUCAUUAUGCAGCCAGAGAUAAUAGUAAAGAAACAGCCGAAAUUCUUAUUUCAAAUGGCGCAGAUAUCAAUGCUAAAGACAAAGAUGGACGUACAUGA
Trichomonas vaginalis G3 is the source of this 492-nucleotide messenger RNA. Its product is annotated as spectrin binding. NCBI's taxonomy places the organism in Eukaryota, Parabasalia, Trichomonadida, Trichomonadidae. The coding region runs from base 1 to 492 and encodes 163 amino acids. The record is from RefSeq and is a predicted model, not a curated record. The transcript has a single exon. Gene Ontology annotation, molecular function: protein binding.